UUCAAAACAAAAUUCACCGCUACUUUCUUCUUCAAAUAUAUCUUCAAUACCUCCAUAUAUUUCUCAUCUUCCUGCAUAUUCUUCAGCAACAUUAGAUUCUCGUUGGCAAGAAAAACAACAUCAACAACAACAAAGACAUCCAUCGUCUUCUGCACCAAUUCAAAGAAGGCAAAGAGUUGUUGUUUUUGGAGGAGAAAAUGUUGGAGGAGGAGGAGGAAUGAUACCAAAUAGUUUAAGUCAACAACAAAUGCCCCCAAUAAUACCUCCAGCACCUAUUUCCUCUAAUUUGCCUUUAUAUAAACAACAUUCUUCCUUUCAGAAUACAGUUCCUUCUCAACUUUAUUGUAUUAGACAACCAGCAACAUUACCUACUUCUUAUAAAAGCAAUUCACUUCCUAGAAGGCGAGUAAAGUAUUCAAUCAGUAUUUGGCGGUGGAGGGUGGACAGCAGCACCUCUUCCUCUACAACAACAACAACCAUUUCCUAGAGCUACAGUAAAAUGGCGUAAUGACUAUACUUUCAAUGCUGCCUUUCCAUUUUAUUCAAAUAAUUCACCACAAUCAACAUCAAUACCCUCAAC
This is a messenger RNA of Meloidogyne enterolobii, 580 nucleotides long. Lineage: Eukaryota; Metazoa; Nematoda; Chromadorea; Rhabditida; Meloidogynidae. The record is from the annotation of a GenBank genome assembly.